This is a messenger RNA of Humulus lupulus (European hop), 1383 nucleotides long. RefSeq names its product loganic acid O-methyltransferase-like. Lineage: Eukaryota; Viridiplantae; Streptophyta; Magnoliopsida; Rosales; Cannabaceae. Gene Ontology annotation, molecular function: S-adenosylmethionine-dependent methyltransferase activity. The record is from RefSeq and is a predicted model, not a curated record. The transcript is spliced from 4 exons. The coding region runs from base 111 to 1220 and encodes 369 amino acids. Gene Ontology annotation, biological process: methylation.
GGCACUUGCUAUAAAAAUUGCUUAUUGUUAUUCAAUCUGAGUAAGAUUGUUCUCUGAUCCACUCUCCGAUUUCUAGGCUUCUUGAUUUGGUGUUGAAAAGAAAGGGGACAAUGAGUACUUUGAUAGCUGCAGAAAGGUCCGUACGUCCAAUGAAUGGGGGAGAUGGCCACUACAGCUAUAGCAAAAACUCAGCGCUUCAGAGAAAUGGUAUAGAAGCUUGUAAAGAAAUAAUCACCAAGGCAAUAUCAGCGAAGCUUGACAUGGAGACUUUAACUUCUUCUAAGAUCUUUAAAAUCGCUGACUUGGGUUGCUCAGUUGGACCAAAUACACUCAUAGCAGUGGAAAACAUAAUAGAAGCCUUGGAACUCAAGUUUAACAGCCAACAAAAAGGAAGUACCUGUUGUGACCUUCUUCCUGAGUUCCAAGUGUUCUUCAAUGAUCAAGCAACAAAUGAUUUCAACCAGCUUUUCAUUUCUCUUCCUCCUAAAACAAAAUACUUCGCAGCUGGGGUGCCUGGAUCUUUCCAUGGCCGUCUCUUUCCCGAAGCUUCUCUCCAUUUUGUUCACUCUUCCUAUGCUCUUCACUGGCUCUCAGAAGUGCCACCUCAGGUUUUGGACAAAAGCUCUCCUGCUUGGAACAAAGGGAGAAUUCACUAUUCCAAUUCUAACAGUGAAGUUGUCAAGGCUUUUAGAGCUCAGUAUGCUAAAGACUUGGACAACUUUCUAAAUGUUAGAGCGCAAGAGAUUGUCCAUGGAGGAUUAUUGGCUCUUAUUGUCUCCGGUCGCACAAAUGGAACACCUCAUUCUCAAACUUAUAUUAACAAGGCAUAUGAACUGCUUGAGUCUUCCAUUAUCGACAUGGCAAAGAAGGGUAAGAUCAGCAAAGAAAAAGUAGAUUCCUUUAAUACACCGGUGUAUUUUGGAUCACUGGAAGAAAUGGAGGAAGUUGUGAAACAUAAUGAGUUUUUUAGUAUAGAGGUAAUGGAAGACCUUCCUUGCGAAAAGCAACCACCCAAAUUGCUAUCGAUGACCUAUAGAGCUGGACUUGAAGGAAUCAUAAAAGAUCAUUUUGGAGAUGAUGUUGAUAUAGAAGAGAUGUUUGAUUUACUACUAUAUAAGAAGCUAGAAGAAUCGUCCUCUAUAAUUGAAUCAUGUGACUUUGUUAGCCUCUUUGUUUUACUCAAACGAGCACCAAGCGGCCGGGCUGUGACUAGCUAUUGAAAACGAACAGCAAAUCUUAAUAUAAAAUGUAGUAUCAUGCUAUGCUAAUAACUACUUAUACAUCCUUUUUAUUUUCUAUAGUACACAAAUAUUAAUUAUUUCACAAAAUAAUAUAAAAAUACUCAUUAAAUUUAGUCGUGAUCAAAUUUAUUCAACCAAGACA